Messenger RNA from Lobosporangium transversale, 1066 nucleotides. RefSeq lists its product as hypothetical. Lineage: Eukaryota; Fungi; Mortierellomycota; Mortierellomycetes; Mortierellales; Mortierellaceae. The transcript is spliced from 4 exons. The coding region runs from base 16 to 843 and encodes 275 amino acids. The record is from RefSeq and is a predicted model, not a curated record.
AAUAGUCAUCCAGGAAUGAUUUGUCUUUGUGGACGCUCCAUUCAUGAGAAUCUUCGCUCGAAAGUCAACGACUCGACGAAUUGUCUCGAUUACGAUACAUGGCAGGACUUCUCCACAGACAAUCAGAAUGAGAGGAUGCUUUCGUACCAUACUUUCAGAAGGAUGACCGAUUCAUUAUUGACUGAAUCAGCUACAGAUGCUGUUAAUCUUCUCCGAACACGUUUUAUUGGAUAUCUCGGCGAUAAAUCUAUCUCAGACAUGGAGCAACGGAAAUUAGCAGAUUUCCUAACUGCAGAAGGGGUGCUGAUAAGUCUUGGUGGCAGUAACUACUGUAUGGCCUCAGCAUUCAUUGACUCGUUUGAAAGCCAAGGAGAAUUAUUGGAUAUUCUGGAGACUAUGAAGAUUGCUCUUCGAUUUUUCGAUAAAAACUUGAUUAUGCAGGCGGGAAGUCGAUCAUACAAAGGAUCGGGGGAAACAGUUAAGGUUAUGGGCAACUGCAAUGUCAGUGUCCCUCGAGAGAGCGUCUAUGACACGGAAUUGAUGAGGGUUCUCACCAACUGGCUAAACAAAGCAGAAGAAUAUGAGAUCAUUGGUCAGUGGCACCUCCGUGAGCUUGAGGACCACAAAUAUAACCAUAUCAGCAAGACGCCAACUUACAGACGCUUACUCUCAGCAGAAGAAGCUUGGCACCCACACUGGCAAACCGACGCGGAACUGGAGCAAGGGGUGAAUUUGGUGCAUUUCUGGCACGAUAGAGAUUUUAAUACAGUGCGGAUGAGUGCUCGCUGGAAGGACAGGAGUGGCAAUACUCAAAGAAUUGACAAUGAGCUAUUGACUGUCUAACAGCAAUUCUAUUUUUUUUUUUUUUAUCCAACAUUGUAAGGAACAUCCAAACGCCCCUCAUAUUUUUUGAUAUCGGCUUGUAAUUUUGCAGAUCUGUUUAAAUAGCUGUUGCUUUGUAUAUUUCGCAUUGAUUGUAUUAAAACACUCUCUCUUCAUUAAUGAUAAACAGUUUACAUUAUGUAUCUAUACCUUAAUCUAUAUUUGUAUAUUAGUCAGAAAGGCU